AGUCAUGCAACUUGGGGCACGUAUCCAGUACAUCGAAUUGAUUGGUUUUAAAUGGACCACACGCAUCUCCAUUCACAAGAGUACCUUGGUGGAGCACAAGCAGUAGUAGGCGAAAAGGGCCCGAAGCAACUUAAAAAAUAAUGAAAGCGCCUCCCUGGUUGCUAGCUGUACACUAUCAUAUUCUGCGAAUCCCUUCAAGACACAUGAACCAAAAAAAAAAAAAAAAAAAAAAAAAUCCAAAUAUACACUUCACAACAAAUCUAAGAUAACAUUUAUUUCUUUUUCCUGAGCAGUCGCUGUACCAAACAAAGAAUAAAAAUCUCCUUCCCUUCCCUCCCUUCAACGCCUGCUCCAUCUCCUUCCUAUGAUGGCCAACAAGAGUCGCACAGAAUCCAUCCACCCCGCACCCCAGAUGGCCUCCCUGAUCUGGCUCCUCCAUGGCCUCCUUGCAGUCAUUUGCUCGAACCCAAGGCCAGUCCUCGCGAUGCCGCCGGUUCCACCCGUCACCUGCGGCGCGACGGGCUGCCUACUCUCCAACGCCUACGGCGCCUGGUCUGACCGGAAGGACUGCUGGGUCCGGACUGUCGCCUACCCGACGACUGAAGACGAACUCCGGUCCGCCGUGGCUCAGGCCAGUCGAAGGAACCAUAAGGUCAAGGCAGUAAGCGGAUUCUCCCACACCAUUCCGAAGCUGGCCUGUCCUCCAACGGAGAAUUCGACGCUGAUAAGCACGGCCAAGUACAACACGGGGAUCGAGGUGGAUGUCGAGAAGCUGACGGUCACGGCGGAUGCCGGAGUGGGGCUGAGGGAUUUGAUCGAUAAGGUGGAGGCGGCGGGGCUGAGCCUGGUGGCGGCGCCGUACUGGGAGGGGGCGAGCAUCGGCGGGGUGGUGAGCACGGGGUCGCACGGGAGCUCGUGGUGGGGGAAGGGCGGGGCGGUGCACGACCACGUGGUGGGGAUCAGCCUGGUGGUGCCGGCCGGGAGCUCGGAAGGGUACGCCAAGAUCGUCAGGCUGGAGCACGGAGAUCCACUGUUUAACGCGGCGAGGGUGUCACUGGGACUACUGGGAGUCAUCUCCAAGGUGACACUCUCACUAGAACCUAGAUUUAAAAGAAGCGUAAGCUAUUCUUACGAAGAUGACAGUCUCUUCGAAGAUGAAUUCCUUGAUCUUGCUCAGAAGCAUGAGUUUGCAGAUAUCACCUGGUAUCCAUCACAGCAUAAAGCAGUGUAUAGAUAUGAUGAUCGAGUUCCCUUCAACAGCUCUGGUGAAGGUGUUAAUGACUUCCUUGGGUUUCAGUCAAAUCUCAUUGUGGUUUCCACUACGGUUAGAGCGACAGAGAAGGCACUAGAGAGUGCAAGGAAUGUCAAUGGGAAGUGCACCCUGGCUGCUAUAGAAGUGGGAUUCAAGAAAUUAGUGGGCACUGGGUUGAAGAACAAUGUAAUUUUCACCGGUUACCCAGUUGUGGGUUACCAGGGUAAGAUGCAGACUUCAGGUUCCUGCCUAUAUUCACCAUCAUCUAACACUGUAAGCUCGUGUGCAUGGGAUCCAAGAAUCAAAGGACUGUUCUUCUACGAGACUACAGCUAUCUUUCCUGCUCCAAAAUUCAGAAACUUCAUUCUUGAUGUCAAGAAGCUAAGAGACCUAAAGCCAGAGAAUUUCUGUGGUGUAGAUAUAUACAACGGACUUUUAAUACGGUUCAUUAAGAGUUCAGAAGCAUACCUUGGACAAUCCGAGGAUUCUGUUGUAGUGGAUUUCAACUACUAUAGAGCUGAUGAGCCUUCGAUGCCUAGGUUGAAUCAGGAUAUUUGGGAAGAGGUGGAGCAGAUGGCGUUCUUCAAGUAUGGAGCUAAGCCUCAUUGGGCCAAGAACAGGAAGCUUGCUUUUACAGGUGUGCAACAAAAGUACUCUAAAAUGAGCAAGUUUCUUUUGGCAAAGAGGCAACUAGAUCCUCAUGGUAUGUUUGACAGUGAGUGGUCAGAUGAGAUGCUCCUUGGGAAAGAAUUGGCCAAAGAUGAUGGGUGUGCCUUGGAAGGACAGUGCAUCUGCUCAGAAGAUAGGCAUUGCAGUCCAGCAAAAGGGUACUUGUGCAAGCCAGGUCUUGUUUACAACAAAGCUAUGGUUUGCAGAUAUACAGAAACCUUCAGCACAGUGAUGCUGACUGAUGAGAAUUCUCAAAAUGUUUUCCGCCAUAACUAGAUAUUGUGACUAAUAAAAUUUGUGAAAAACAGCCAUAUUUUCAGGCAAAGGUCAGAUCAGUAGAUCAAGCCAUUUGAACGUGCCAUCCAUUAGAUGUUGCAAAUGAUAAAUAAAAAAAACCAUAACAAAGGCAUACAGUGUCUAGGCAGAUGACUAUGUCUAGAACAGAACAGUAGGAUUCAGAAAACAGGACACUGUAGAUCUAGAACAAACAAGCUAUCGUACGCAAAAUCUUACAACAUAAUUCAUCAUAGAAUGUUAUCAAGGGCUUUCUGCUGUAAUUAAGAAAAGGUUUCGUCAUCAGAAAAGGAACGAAUGAUGAAUUAGUAAUCUAGGAAACUAGUGUGGACCCCCAUCAUGAGAAUUAUGAAGUCAAUAAACCAGCACAACACAAGUGGAAGGUACAAUUUACAUGCAAGACAUUACAAAGAACUGAAAAUCGCUAUCUAGAUGCUCUGCAUAUAGGGGAACACCAGAACUUCCCAACCUCAUAAUAACUAUUGCAAGUAAUAUACCAGAUAUAGAAAUGUAAAAUAUAGAGAUGCUGAAGCUAUGCUACAUCUUAUGUUUCUCCACCAUCAGCUCUGCACUAGGCAAAAGCUACAACUUCACAUGUUGCUUGCCUCUCUAGUUUGUAAAUUUGAUCUCUUCGCUAGUACUUAGAUAUUGAAGAAGUUUUCCUAAUAGUUCCACCCUUCCACUAUUGGAGAGUUGUUUUGCUGAAGAGUGGAAGAAGGAAAUUUUCUAGGAUAAGCAUACAAAUUUGCAAAUUACACACGCCCCUCUGAAACACCCCAAGAAGUAGCACAUGCCCCAUUACAUUCACUUCUUCACAAGAUAACCCAUUGUCCACCUCUCAAACUCCCUCGCAAAAUGGCAAAUUCAGACAUGUUCUACCACCAAUUUGACCACCGAUGAGAAAUGAGGAGAGGUAGAUAAGGAAGGUGAAGUGCGAGAGAAAAAAGUAACAUGAAAUUCUGACUGGAGUAAAAUUUUCCUACAACAAACACUAAAAACAAAUUAUGAUAGGAUCCCUCUAUGGCAUGACUUCAUUAAUAUAAAUUACUGAACUUUUUCAUCCUUAAGAGUUGUUAUCCAUGAAUCCUAAAAAAAGGUCUCAGAAAAUUGGUGGAGAGAAUUACCUGAGAU
Molecule: messenger RNA, 3346 nt
Organism: Phoenix dactylifera (date palm)
Lineage: Eukaryota; Viridiplantae; Streptophyta; Magnoliopsida; Arecales; Arecaceae
Gene: GULLO3
Product: D-arabinono-1,4-lactone oxidase family protein
Cellular component (GO): membrane
Molecular function (GO): FAD binding; D-arabinono-1,4-lactone oxidase activity
Source: RefSeq, a predicted model, not a curated record